Verruconis gallopava is the source of this 1983-nucleotide messenger RNA. RefSeq lists its product as uncharacterized. The record is from RefSeq and is a predicted model, not a curated record. Gene Ontology annotation, cellular component: fungal-type vacuole membrane. Gene Ontology annotation, molecular function: transmembrane transporter activity. The transcript has 2 exons. Gene Ontology annotation, biological process: transmembrane transport. NCBI's taxonomy places the organism in Eukaryota, Fungi, Ascomycota, Dothideomycetes, Venturiales, Sympoventuriaceae. Bases 81 to 1415 code for a protein of 444 amino acids.
CUUCUCCUGAUGUUGUGACCAUACAACAGCUUUGCUUCGAAGAGUGCAACAAAUCUAUCCGUCUCUGCGGGAUCUUAACAAUGGCGAUGUCGGAAACGAAUGCGAGUAACGUAGAAUUGCAAGACUUAGGAUCGACGACUCCACCAGACAGACAUGGCUCGGAAGAGAAUUUAAACAGAAGAAUAGUUACUGCCCAAACGACCGAUGCAACCAUCCCCGAUGGCGGCUACGGUUGGGUAAUAGUGUUCUCCUGCGCCAUUGUAGCUUUCUGGUUCACAGGCAUGUCUUACAGUUGGGGUGUUGUUCAGAAAGAGCUUGUAGAGCAAAAUGUUGCAUCGGCAUCGACUCUAAGCUUUGUUGGUGGUCUGACACCAGCUUGCAUCUCAAUAUUUGCUAUUACAAAUGCCCGACUACUCAUGUCAAUUGGAUCCCGUUGGACAGGUAUCCUUGGUGUCUUUUUUGUUGGACUCGGCGGCCUGCUCGUUAGCUUCGCACCUAACAAUGUAGCGUGUCUGUUUGUUUGCGUCGGACUUGUGCAAGGUAUUGGAACAAGCCUAUCCUUCAUGGCUGCUUCGGUCACACCAUCGCAAUACUUCCUGCGUAAACGCGGCCUAGCCAACGGUAUUGUCUAUGCCGGCGGUGGGCUUGGAGGAACUGUAAUAGCCUUGGCCAUGGAAAAACUGAUAAAGGAUACCGAUGUCGCGUGGACUUUUCGAAUCCUUGGGCUGAUCACCAUAGCAACGGGAAUACCAGCUGCGUGGUUUCUCAGAGACCGUGCGACAAUCAAGCGUCGAACGUUCGUCGAAUGGAGUUUGUUCCGAGACUUCAAAUUCCUACUGCUUUUCUUGAUUGGAGCCAUAGCUACGUUCCCUCUUUUCGUUCCUCCAUUCUUCAUUCCACUUUACUCGAACUCUAUUGGUCUCUCUGCCUCGACCGGCGCAGCACUUGUUGCAGGUUUCAAUCUUUCAUCUGCAUUUGGUCGUGUUGGAUUUGGAUUCCUUUGUGACUGGAUCGGGCCAAUCCAUGCGCUAUUUCUCAGCUUAUUCAUGAGCGCUAUUGGCAUGUUGACCAUAUGGCCAGUAUCACAAAACUUGGUCCCACUGACCCUAUUCGUUAUCAUUGGUGGUGCUGCAAAUGGCGGUUUCUUUUCUACGAUACCGACGGCAGUUGGCAGUGUCUUCGGCACAGCUCAAGUUGCGACGGCCAUGGGCAUGAUUGUGACGGGUUGGGCUGGAGGGUAUCUUUUGGGCGGUCCUAUAGCAGGAUAUCUACUAGCAGCUUUUGGAGGCGAGCAGGCUGGUUUCCAAGCUUACCGUCCAGCUAUGUAUUACUCCGGUUCAAUGUCCCUAGCCGCAGCCAUACUUGUUGGCACGCUUAGGUUCCGAAUGGAUCGCAAAUUCCAGACCAAGAUUUGAUUGGUCUAGAUGCUUCCGGACGUCCAGGUGUGAUCUAAUGGCUGCGUCCAUUGAAGCAAGUCGUACUCAAUAUGGGGAUCGUUUGACAUAUAACCCUCUUCCCACAAGCUCAAGUCACCUGAGUUCGAGUCUAGCCAAGGCUCCCCAAGUGCAGCGCUGUCAACAUGCGGAAAGCUUAUCAUCAUUGGAUCUAAGUGCGCGUUGUGGAGAGCGUCGCCCGCGCUCGGUGUAAAUUGAGCAGGGAUUGUCACGCCAGCGGGCGUAGUGAUACUAGACCGCACUUGUUGUAGGAGCUGUAGUCGCGGGGCCAUGUUGUUGUUACCGCGGUCGACGAUAAGUUGAAGCAUACGCAAAGCUGAGUCCAUUGCUUUAAACUCCGAUUCGCCACAUGGGAAGGCGAGACAAACGAGGACGAGAACGAGUGCAGCGGAAAAGCAAUGCUCGCCAUCCAUGUAACCGUAUGUAGCGAACAAAUUCUUUUGCGCCGCAAUUGUGAUCAUCGCAAUCGUGUCCUGGGCGGCUGAAAUGCACGUCUCGAUAGCGCUGAUCGUCGGUGUGGACAAAUCAU